Messenger RNA from Chaetura pelagica (chimney swift), 1758 nucleotides. It is a transcript of the gene TM7SF3, whose product is annotated as transmembrane 7 superfamily member 3. NCBI's taxonomy places the organism in Eukaryota, Metazoa, Chordata, Aves, Apodiformes, Apodidae. The transcript is spliced from 12 exons. The coding region runs from base 1 to 1758 and encodes 585 amino acids. The record is from RefSeq and is a predicted model, not a curated record.
AUGCAUAUUGUGAGAAGAAAUGUUCUUGGUUUCAUCCUGGAAAACUCAGAUUUUUUAGAUGCAGAAAUUGGUGUCCGAACUGUCUUUAUAAUUAAGGAUAGUGUGGGAGCAAAAGACAUGAAACAAAUGAAAGUGGGUCUUCUUGAGCUCUCCUUGGGAAAAUUCAGAAAUGUGCUUCUUAACCAGACCAAUCCAGUGGAAGCUGUAAUCAGGAACAUUGCAAACAAUGUGACUGUUGUUGUUUUUCAAAUACAUGCCCAGCAAAGCAACGUGAUGAUAUCCUUUGAUAAGAAUCCAUCUGUGAACAGCUCAGGAACUGGAGUAGACAAAGGGCUGGUUUCCAUCCUUCGGCCUCAACAGAGCGUAUGUACAUGGUACCUUCGAUCAUUGGAUGCUAACCAGGUGCUCAGCACAGCUAUCUCUAUUCCCUAUAUGGAAAAAGAUCCUAUUCCUGGGGGCUGCAAUCUAGAAUUUGACUUGGAAGUGGAUCCAAAUAUUUACCUAGACUAUACAUUGAUUGAUACGCACAUCAAGUUUGCUCCUGCCAACUUGGGCUAUGCCAGAGGAGCAACCCCACCAUCUUGUGAUUUGGGGACUGAUCAGAACUCCAGGUGGCGCCUGCGCUAUGAUGUCUACCAGUAUUUCUUACCAGAGAACAACCUUUCUGAGAUGGUGCUCAUGAGCCACAUACAGAAGAUGUCUGAGGUGGAAAGUAUCAAAGCUAAUGGCAUUAAAAUGCUUACGCUGACAACUGAUGACAAGACCAAUGUCUACUUUUCCUCACUUCCUGGGCAAGGUGUGAUCUACAAUGUCAUAGUAUGGGAUCCUCUUUGGAAUACUUCUGCUGCGUAUGUUCCUGUGCAUACGUAUGCCUGCAGCUUUGCUAACCUGGUGGAUAACUGCUCUUCUCUCAGUAAACUCUCUACCAAAGUGUUCUUCACUACUCUUGCUGUUCUUGGUCUUUUCACUUGCUUUUUUGGGCACAGAUUCUGGAAAACAGGCUUAUUUUUCAUGGGCUUCAUAUUCAUAGGAUUCUUCUUCUUUGUACUCAUUACUAGGGUAACUGGCCUUGUUUAUGAUGUGCGUCUUAUCUUGACAGCAGUAGCUGGAGUUACUGGAGGGUUUUUCCUGGUUGCAAGCUGGUGGAGAUUUGGCUCUGUCCUACUCUGUAUGUUUAUAACUGGGCUUGUGCUGGGAUUUCUCUUCUCGUCGACAGUCUUCUUUACUCCACUAGGAGACUACAGGGUCUUCCGUGAUGAUGUUGUGUUCUGGGUGACCUUUUCUUCUGUUGCAUUGCUGAUUCCAGUGCUUUUUGUUGGAUGUCCAAGAAUGUUGAACAUACUGGCCACUGGAAUAGUAGGCUCUUAUGCUGUGAUCCUAGCUAUCGCUUGUUAUGUCUACACAAGCCUUUCUUACAUCUCCUUAAACCUACUCAGAAGAGUUCUCAAUGAUUACUUCAGCAGAGCUUAUACCAAUGUGCCUUUUCAAACAAAUGACUUCAUUACUCUGUCAGUGUGGAUAAUGUUGGCCCUCAGCGGAGUAACUGUGCAGCUUCGGCGAGAGAGAAGUGAAGUGCCCUUCCCACCACACCCCUAUCUCACCUGGAAGCGGGAAAGGGAGCGCAGAAGCACCAACGUCCUAGACCCUAGCCAUCAUAUCCCUCCCCUGAGAGAGAGGAUCCAUAGCAAGCUGCUGCAUAUCAAAGAGAUUUUUCAGAAAGAGCAGCCAGCUGGGGAAAGAACUCCCCUACUCCUUUAA